Triticum turgidum subsp. durum (durum wheat) is the source of this 1458-nucleotide messenger RNA. NCBI's taxonomy places the organism in Eukaryota, Viridiplantae, Streptophyta, Magnoliopsida, Poales, Poaceae. The record is from the annotation of a GenBank genome assembly.
AUGGGUAACCACCAGAAGCUGCUCCACUUCCUCCGGCCGGACCCGGCCGCGGUGGCCGCCUGCUCGCCGAGGUCCUUCUCCUCCUCCUCCGCAUCCGUGUCGGACGAUGACGGGUACAGCUGCUCGUCCUACCCCACCACGGACGGGGACGCCUCGCCGUCCCGCUACGGCGGCUCCUCCACCCCGCCCACGCCCAGGUCGCCGUGGGCGCACCUCCCGGGCCUCGGCGCCGGGGGUGAUGUUGCCGAACCGGGGGCCACGGACCUCAUCGCGUCGCUGGUCAAGGAGGACGGCCACGUCUACUCGCUGGCGGCGACCGGCGACGUUCUUUACACCGGCACCGACUCCCGGAACGUGCGCGUGUGGCGGGACCAGCGCGAGCUCGCCGGGUUCAGGACCGCCAGCGGCCUCGUCAAGGCCAUCGUAGUGGCGGGCGACCGGCGCAUCUUCACCGGCCAUCAGGACGGCAAGGUGCGCGUGUGGCGCGCCGACGCGGACAACCCCGCCGUGCACCGCCAGGUGGGGUCGCUCCCGAAGCUCAAGGACUACCUCAAGAGCGCCGUCAACCCCACCAGCUACGUCGAGACGCAGCGCCGGGGGCGCCAGCGCGCGGUGUGGCUUCGGCACUGCGACGCCGUGUCCUCCCUCAGCCUCGACGAGGGCGCCGGGCUGCUCUACUCGGCCUCGUGGGACAGGACCUUCAAGGUGUGGCGCGUGUCCGACUCCAAGUGCCUCGAGUCCGUCAGCGCGCACGACGACGCCGUCAACACCGUGGCCGCCGCCGGGUUCGACAGCGUCGUGUUCACCGGGUCGGCCGACGGCACCGUCAAGGUGUGGCGGCGGGAGAUGGCCGCGAAGGGCGACGCGACGAGGCAUGUCCUGGAGAAGGUGCUGAGGAAGGGCGAGGGCGCGGUCACCGCCAUCGCCGUGUCGCCCGAGGACCGCGUCGUGUACGUGGGCUCGUCGGACGGGCUGGUCACCUACUGGCACUGGGUCGACGGCGAGGCGAGAUAUGGUGGUGUGCUCAAGGGCCACAAGAUGGCGGUGAUGUGCCUGGCGGUGGCCGGCAACGUCGUCGUGAGCGGCUCGGCCGACCGGACCCUCUGCGUGUGGCGUCGCGACGGGGCAGAGCACGUGGGUCUCGCCGUUCUGGCCGGACACACCGGGCCCGUGAAGUGCGUCGCCAUGGACGAGGAGGCCGCGGCCGCCGGUUCGGGCGGUGAUCGGCGGUUCGUGGUGUACAGCGGAAGCCUGGACGGGUCGGUCAAGGUGUGGCGCCUGUCGGACGCGGAAGCAGAGACGGCCACGACAGUGCGGGUGACGGAGCGCACAGCAGCAGCAGCACCGGCGCAGCCGUCGCAGGUGUGGAGAGGCCAGCCGGCCCCGUCGCCGUACGCGGAAGCGUGGGCGCCGUGCCAGACGCCGGAGCUGAAGCGCGUGCGCGUGGCAGCUGCGUGA